AUGUUAAGUCAAACACUCGGGCUAAACGGGGCUUCGCAGGCACCCUCUCCACACCCUGGCCUGUGCAACAUGAUCGCCAGCACCAGGAACAUUUUCAUGGGCAGGAAGAGGAAAAGAGUCGCCCAGAACGCCGAGAGCGCCGAGCAGGGAACUGGGAAUGCCGUCAAGUCCAACCCUUCCAAGCGGCAUCGCGACCGGCUCAAUGUGGAGUUUGACAACCUGCUGAGGCUCCUUCCGACCACUGAGGAGAUUGCUGGGCGAUUAGACAAACUGUCUGUCCUGCGGCUUAGUGUCAGCUGCCUCCGCAUUAAGCGAUUCUUUGAAGCUACUCUGGGACAAAAAAAGAGAUGUCUGCCUGCAGAGCAGCCUGGCGACACCAGAGUGGACAAGUGGCUCCCGAACCUUGGCAAUGUAGUGCUGUCAGAAGGGGAACUAUUACUACAGGCACUGAAUGGCUUUGUCCUGGUCGUGACUGCAGAAGGUGACAUCUUCUACGCAUCUCCCACCGUACAGGAAUACAUGGGAUUUCACCAGACUGCUGUCAUGCACCAGCCUGUGUAUGAACUGAUUCAUCCUGAAGAUCGUGAUGAAUUUCAGCGUCAGUUGCAUUGGGCACUAGACCCAGUACCACACUCCAACAUGGCACAGUCAGGUAGCGGUACAAAUUGUGACUCCAUUACGAGGUAUGAUCCACAGCAACUCCCACCAGAGAACUCCACUUUCCUGGAGAGGAAUUUUGUGUGCAAAAUGCGCUCUCUACUCAACAGCCCUUCUGGUUACGUGGCUCUAAACAUUGAAGGCAAACUGAAGUACCUCCAUGGACAGAACAAGCAGGCAGAAGAUGGCUCUCUCCUCCCUCCACAGCUGGCACUCUUUGCCAUUGCAACUCCACUGCAGGUGCCUUCAAUCCUUGAAAUCAGGACUAGAAGUGCUCUGUUUCAGACGAAACAUAAGCUCGACUUUUCGCCAGUUGCCUGUGAUGCAAAAGCUAAGGUUGUGCUGGGUUACUCAGAGCUGGAGCUGUGCAUGCGUGGAUCAGGAUACCAGUUCAUUCAUGCCGAUGAUAUGCUUUACUGUGCAGACAACCAUGUUCGAUUGAUGAAAACGGGUGAGAGUGGGAUAACUAUCUUCAGGCUCCUGACGAAACAGAAUGCAUGGAUCUGGGUCCAGGCGAAUGCCCGCCUGGUUUACAAGAAUGGGCAGCCAGAUUGCAUCAUAGCAAAGCAGAGACUCCUCACAGAUAAAGAAGGCAUCGACCACUUCCAGAAACGCACGAUGCCAUUUCAUCUUCCCUUCUCAACAGGGGAGGCUGUCUUGUAUGACCACAACUCCCCUAUACUUGGGCUCGCCAACCCAUUUCCCUCUGAGAAUGGGAACUGUGACGUGCAGCAGAACGGAUACGUGGAUCCCAACUCGCUCCUCGGAGCCAUGAUGAGCCAGGACAAGGCAGUGUACAUCAGGCACCCAGCAGUGGAGCCCAAGUACUCCCUCAGCCGAUUUGGUGGAACGGUUGCUAGUGGCCUGGGAGGGAGUGCACCCUGUGCCCAGAAUGGGGAGAAAAGUAUCAAAGAGGAGGAAAGCAGCUGUAAGCAGGAUGACGAUCUGUUGUCCAUCUUGGGAGACAUGCUCCAAAAUGACAACGACGAGGGCUUGACCAGCCUCCCUAAUGUCCUGGAAAGCUUGGGGCCAGAGGACUUGGAGCUCAUGCGUUGGGUGGAGAGCACGUUAUGCGUGGAGGCAGAUUCCGAAUGCCCCCUCAAUGACAUGCUCACAAACGAUCAGGUUUUGUCUUACAUCCAGGACUCGCUCAAGAAGCAAGAGCUGGACCGGCACAGUCCGUGCCAGUCAAACAGUUUGCGGCCAACUUUAAGCACAGGAGACCAGUUGGCUCAGUGUCCAGACAUGUCACAGAGACGGGGCAAGAGGUCUGCUCGGAUGCCACCCUUGCCCGGGCAGUUGAACGCGCCAUCGCUGGUUCCUCAGCAGUCAUCGAAAACAAAUCACUUGACCCAAGGAGUAGCGCCACCAUGUAGCCUAGUACACAGGAUGCAGCAAGAGCAACACAGACAACAGCAAGACUUGUUCCAGCAGCAACGAUUGCAAUGGUUCCAUCCUCUGCAGCAGCAACCUAUGCAGACCUCGAGUCCCGUGCAGCACCAAUAUGUGCAGCGGCAAGUCCUCCAUAAGCACCGGCCUGCCCGACAGGGCCUUCUACUGCAGCAGAACUUCCAACAGCCCAACGGGAAACUGCUAGGGCAGCACUGCACCCAGCAGUCUUCCCAUUAUAAGCAGCAGCCCAGCAAUCCCAGUCCAUCCUCAGCCAGUGGACUAAACCCAGGCAUCACAACAAGCCACAGUAUCAGCAAUGGGUAUGUGAGAGCUCCACAGAGCUGUCGAGUUGAAUCGCAGCAAAACAUAUCCCUCUUUAAUCCACCAUCCAACACUCCCAACAUCCCUGCCUGUGGAGCUCCCUCUCAACAGGGCAGACUUGACUUUAGCCAUCCAAGCGUUGCACUAACUAAUCACGGACAAGAGACUCGGAAUCAAACAGGCUGGUUCCCCGGAGUGAACCAACCGAAUGGUAUGGCGUUCCCGCUUGACAGCUCCUCGGCACCUCACGUGGGAGGUAAGAGUACAAAUCUCUCCGUGUUUCACUCGACAUCUACGGUCCCAUUGUCCCAUGUGAACGAAUACUCACGCGUACAUCCUGAAGAGCAAAAUGGCUGGCGCACUGUGGAUCUGUACAAGAUGAAAGAAGAUCCCAAUUGCAUUCUGGGCUUUCACCCCGCUCUGAACGGUACCCCCAUCUUUGGAAAUGGCUCAGCACAGUGAGAGAUCAUCAGGCUUCUUGUGAAAGGAUCUGAUGCUGUCUUUGCCCCAGGCGUUAAUGCCCGACCCCAUUGUCUCCUUGGCAACUAGUGAAGACUCCUGGCGAAUCCAAACCUUAUCAGAGAGGUGGCUUUUUAGCUUUUUUUGCUUGAUUUUCUUAAAUGGAGGCUUAAAUAAGCCGAAGCAAAUGCUGCAAAAAGCCCUCAACUUCUUUGGUGGCCUACAGUGAAAGGAAAUAGCUGGGCUUUGGAGGUAACCACAACAAUACGACAUGACUGAAGGCAGAUUGAUCAUUCCACCCUUAAAAGAAGAUCAUCAGUGGAUGGCAUUCUGGAGAACAGCUUUUCUUUAAGUAAGAAACCUUGAAUCCUCCUGGUUAGAUUAUCUGCCAGUUUUAUGUGCAGAAAGGUAAGUUCCAUCUUGUAAAUGGAAGGCACAGCUCGGAAAGCACAAGCUCUAGUUUGUAUCGAGGGCAGAAGAAACCUGAAAGCUUUCUGGACCAAUAUUUUCAAAACAGCUUAAUGGUUUUGGGAGGCUCUUCAGCAUUGUAAAGCUGUUGAGAAUCCACAACGAUCUUUCUUUUCUUGCAGUUGUCAAACUUUUGUCCGUUGAGCAUCUGAACCGUGAUAGGUCCUUGUGUCUGUGAGGAUGGUCCAGUGUGAUGAAAGGCCUGUAGGAGGGGCUUUGACAGAGUGAGUACAGCUCUCUGUCGAAAACAAAAAAUGCACCACGUUGAAGGGAAAAACUCCUUUUGCUAUGUCAGACUAAUGCCAGCUUGUUCAUUGGCUCGUUUGAGUUUGAAGUAAAUUGUUCUACCGGUUUUGAAAGGAUUUUCAAAGGUGCCUGUUAACACAUGUAGCUCAUACUUGAGCGAAAGCUGCCCUGUGUGGGGAGCUUGCUACGGCUCCACAACUUUUAUAGCACAAAGGAAUCCUGCACAAAGCCAAGUGUGAGGAAGCUGCCAACUUUUAUCCUGGUGUGCACCCUACUACCUUGCAAGCAAUGACUGACAGGAAAAGAUCCACUGUUGCCCCACAGUGCCCUGUGCAUCACAUUCCCUGCCCCACCUGGGACCACAUGGUUUCCUGGGAAGUGGCAAAAAGCCAGAUAAAAUUCCAGAUCAUUUGGGAGGACAGGAAUCCAGGAAAUGCCGCUUUGGCUCAUCAGACAAUCAAAAAUAGUCCACGAGACUACCCUGACUCUGAUUAAUGUUUUACUGCACCUACUUUUGUAUACAAGGUAAUCAUCACCCCAGCCAGAAACCGAUCCCCUCUCUCUUAUAAAAUUCACAAUGCAAUGAGAUCCAGGGUAUUUAAAACAUACACUAAAAAUGGGAUUAUGCGUGAAGGGGUGUUGAUAAAUUGGAUCUGGUUAAAAAACAAGUUAAUACUUUCUUUUAAAAGAGACAUUUUUCACUUGUACUCCAUAAUAUAUAAUUAGCGAAGUCUUGCAGAGAUGGGGAGUAAGGGGCAGAGUGAAGGAAAGAUUAGUGGGAAAGAAAGAGAUGACGAGGAAGGGGAAAGAGAGAAAUAUCCAGGAGAGAAAGUGGAAGAAGCCACCAGGCACAGAAAGAUCUAAAUUACCACAAAACCUUACCAUACCAGUGGUUAAUCUGUUGGUCCUGACUGGUUUCUUGUCUUUUGUUGAGCUGGAUCCAAGCAGCUGAAGAGGCUAUAGAUGGAGACUGAUUGAAUGAGGUACUCAGUGUGAAAACAUAAUUGAUCAUAAAAAAAUUGACAGAAAUAUUGUUUUGAGAAUCCUUUUAAAGUUGUGACACUGUGGGGACCUUUUUUAUACAGACAUUUCAUUAUUUUGGUAUUCUCUAAAAUGUCUCCUGCUAUGUAUGAUCUGUGAAGCUGUCGCAGUGUAAAUCUUCACGUUCUGUUGUUGUUUUAUUCUAAGCAAGGCCCCUUGGAAGCAUUUCUAAUUGGACAUUGAAUGUAGAUACAGAGAGACUGUUCAUUCACAGUCCUGUCCGAAUAACUUGAGCUGCUAUAUCCUUGCUGUAUUUCGACUAAGGGAAAAAUCUCUUGUUGACCUCAAAGUGGACCCAUUGUCUAGUCUUGUACCAAGACUUGGAUUUUAUAUUCCUUAAUUUGUGGUUUGCAUCUGGAUAUUUCAGACUCAGUGCAAAAUUAGGUAAAUAAAGAAGUUAUGAUCUUAAAUUAUUGACUAAUUAAUGUUUGACAAGCUGUUUCUCUUAUAAUGCUGCUCCCAUGGAAAAUGAUAUGAUUUCUUCUUAACUUGCAAUUUCCCCCAUAUCAUUUUGAGAAGUUCCAUGUCUUUUCCCCCUCUUCCCUCGGCAACACUCGUCUCUAAAUGGGAGGGCAAGGAGCAGCGAACCUCCUCCCAGACCUAUUGAGGUUGCUGUUUGUUAACUGGUUACCAGGAAGCAUCCGGGUCAAUGUUGACCUGGUCACUUGGGUAUAGUACAAUGAAACCUUUCUAUAAUAUUAGAAUGAAACACCGUUCAUAGGUAUAGGUUUGAGUGCAUUUAUAGUCUUGACUAUGAACUCUUGAUACAAUGUUACCAUGACAACCAUGAGUCUACAAUCUGCAAGGCCUUUGUCUGAGUUAAUAGCCCUGUGUCUCAAUGGGGGAAAUCACCCAAAUACCAGCACCAAUAAUAAUUAAUCCCUGUUAAUAGCAAUUGUCUAACUUUUCUCUCAAAUCGGUUAUCAUUUGUCCUUAUUAAGGUGAAAUCUCUAUGACAGUGGCCCAGGCUGUCCCAUGCUUUACAUAAGGAUAAAAUAGAGGCUUUAAGUGAAGUCUUACCUACAGUUUAAGGGAUUAAAUGUUCACUUCAUUUCAAUGGUAGUGUGUGUCCAUCACACUGGAAAUCUUACAAAUUGUACUUUGCGCUGCAGUCUCCAAAGACUUGGAGCGCGCAGCACAACACAGGAUUUGGAACUAAGUCCUUUAAUGGGUCAUUUUUCUUAUUUACGGAAUGUGGGUGUUGCUGAAAAGACCAGCAUUUAUUGUCCACCCCUAAUUACCCUUGAGAAGGUGGUGGUGAGCUGCCUUCUUGAACCGCUGCAGUCCAUGUGGUGUAGGUACACCCACAGUGCUGUUAGGGAGGGAGCUCCAGAAUUUUGACUUGCCGUUUAUAUACAUGAGGUAUCAGCACCACCUGAAGUUGUUGAGUUCUAUCAUUUUAAGCAAUUCAUUGAUGACGCACCAGGUAUUCCAUCCGAUUGGAAUGAACAGAUCUGAUAUUUUAAAGAGAUAGUAAUAAAAUAGUUCAACAUCCUUGCUAAAGAGUGACACCCUUCCAGCUCAGUUGCUAAAUACACUGCCUAAUGAAGAAUGGCGCCUGGCUCAAUCUGUGCCUUGCUAGCUGGUUUCACUUGGGCUAGCAAUAGGGGGGGAUACAUUUGCCUCUGUCUCUUGGCUCGAAAACAAGGAAGUCAAUUGGGUUGCAGCUCCCUAUCAUGCUGGAAAGUGUGCAUCUGCGGACAUUGGGCGUGGACGCGAUUGGUCUGGGCUGUGAUGCCACUGUGGGCAAAUACCCCACUGGCACUUAUCCUGACUAGGGAGUGAAGAAUGGCCACUUGGGCAAGAUGGCAGAGGAUAGGGCAGCCUGUGGAAUGGUACUCCAGCAUGAGUCAACUUGCUCAGGAGAAUGGCGGUGGGGGCUGGUGAAUUCUUGUUGACUAUGGAUUUAUCUGUGCAAUGAAAGGUUAACCUUAUGCUGCUUAGAACACGGUUUCUUUCAAUGGAUUCACUUUAGCUGACUCAUGCUGCUGCAAUAUUUUGAUGACUACAAGGUGCGGCUUUUUUUGGAAGAGUUUUCACAUUGCAAAGUGGCUGGUGCAGCAAAGGGCAGGCAGCUUUCCCAAAUGCAACCAUUCUCGAAACCUUCUCUGCAAGUCUGAUCACAAAAUCCAGCGUGAGAACAAGAUAGGCAAACGCAUAUGAGUGGUGGUUUUUUUUUUAAAUAUCAACUGUGAAUAUUUGUUUUAAAAAAAAAAUUGAAAGCCAUUAAUUCAAGUGCUCAUUCAAGGACCCUGACCCUGAGAAGACUUUGCAAGUUCUGCUGAUCACUAGUAGCAUAGUGGUGUUGUCACUGACUAGUAUUUCAGAGACCCAGGAUAAUUCUCUGGAGGCCUGGGUUCAAAUCCUACCACAGUACAUAGCAAAGUUUGAAUUCAGUUGAAAAGUCUGAUGAUGACAUUGUUGUAAAAAUCCAUCUGGUUCACUAAUGCCCUUUAGGGAAGGAAAUCUGCCAUCCUUACCGGUUCUGGACUAUAUGUGACUCCAGACCCACAGCAAUGUGGUUGACUCUUAAAUGCCUUCUGAAUUAGGGAUGGGCAAUGAAUGCUGGCCUGGCCAGUGACGCCCACAUCCCAUGAAUGAAUAAAAAACAGUUGUUCUCCUUGUCAUCUCUAUAGUUCAAUCACUGUACCAUUGGCAGUGCUGCCUGUGCCCUAAGUUCCAGAAUUCCCUCCCUGAAUCUCUCUACUUCAUCUUCUUCCUUUAAGAUACUCCUUAAAACUGAUGCCUAUGAAAAACCAUUUGGCCACCUGUCCUUAUGCAGUGUGGUAUCAAAUUGUGGUUUAUAAUGCUCCUUUGGGACAUUUUAUUACAUUAAAUUCACUACCUAAACCUAAGUUGUUCCAUCUUCAUCCGUAGACUCCAGCAGUUCUGCUUUGCAUAAUCUACUGGGCUCGGGUGAUAGUUUAAUUGUUGCUCAUGUGGCAACAAUCCACUGGCAACAGGCCCAUUUUAAGCUGGCAAGAGAAGGAAAUAGAUGCUCACUUUUACUCAUCCAAUUUCCAAACCCUACUGUAGAAUUUAUUGAAAGGAACCAUCGACAGAAAUAUCUUAAAGGUGGAAACAAGGUGAGACGAGGCUUGGAAUCAUAGCCACUUUCAGGGGAGUCUAUGAUGAUACAAAUAACAAAAUGUGCCAGGUCUUGUCUGCCUGCGAUUCUCAAUCCACGCUUGCACAGAUUUUGUGCUCAUCCAGCCAUUUCUGUGGUAAGUUAGGAAUACAUCGGAAAGCAGCUUUUCUCCCUGCACGAUUGCCGGCUGAAAAAUCACCACUGGGCUGGGCUUUAAAGCAUUGUGGAAAUGAAACAAUUCCAAUGCAAUGUGAGUUUUUUAUUCCAAUACUUGUCAUUCCUCUCAAUGAUGCAGUGCUGCUGCCAUGAUUCCUAUGAACAUCCCUAAUACAGGGACCAGAGGCAUCACCCUUGUCAGUCAUCACAUAACUUUUUUUUAUUCAUUUACAGGAUGUGGGCUUC
Carcharodon carcharias (great white shark) is the source of this 8074-nucleotide messenger RNA. RefSeq names its product aryl hydrocarbon receptor-like. Lineage: Eukaryota; Metazoa; Chordata; Chondrichthyes; Lamniformes; Lamnidae. Gene Ontology annotation, cellular component: aryl hydrocarbon receptor complex; nucleus. The coding region runs from base 1 to 2832 and encodes 943 amino acids. The transcript is spliced from 11 exons. Gene Ontology annotation, biological process: regulation of transcription by RNA polymerase II. The record is from RefSeq and is a predicted model, not a curated record. Gene Ontology annotation, molecular function: transcription cis-regulatory region binding; protein dimerization activity; nuclear receptor activity.